Messenger RNA from Spea bombifrons (plains spadefoot toad), 2663 nucleotides. RefSeq names its product potassium two pore domain channel subfamily K member 12 (gene KCNK12). The transcript has 4 exons. Bases 1285 to 2568 code for a protein of 427 amino acids. Gene Ontology annotation, biological process: potassium ion transmembrane transport; stabilization of membrane potential. Gene Ontology annotation, cellular component: membrane. Gene Ontology annotation, molecular function: potassium ion leak channel activity. Lineage: Eukaryota; Metazoa; Chordata; Amphibia; Anura; Pelobatidae. The record is from RefSeq and is a predicted model, not a curated record.
ACCAGGUACAGCCUACACCCAGGAGCCAUGCACAGGGAGUGUUAUGCUCAGUACUUGCAAUCAUGCAGAUGCAUUUGCUGAGCGUGUCAAUGCACCAUACAGCACAGCUAUAGACUGGGAACAAGAAGAUGCACAGAUGAUCUGAAAAAAAGUCAAAGGAAGAAACAGGGUGCUUGGACUGUUACUCCAUGAGCAUGUCUGAGUAAAGGGACUGCUGACAAAGGCUGCAGCUGCACAGUCUCCCUGUGUUCAGUGCUGAAUGCUGACCUAACCAGAACUGGAUGGGGUAGGACUCUGCUCUCCAAGGUGCUGAAAGGAGCCAAGCCUUCAAACUGCAAGGGAAACUAUACUAAGCUGAUUAUGCAACAGCAACCAGAGCAGCUCAAGGCUCCAGAAUGCUUUCCACGAUCUGGGAACACAAAGCAAACGCCUUAUAUUAUAGCUCUGUAAUAUUCCUGACUGCAGCAGAGUCUUCAAUGAAGAUCACCAAAGGCACCAGAACAUACAAUAUAAGGAAGUUUCCUGUUAUUCUUUUUAUUACAAGAUAUAACAGGACAUGAAAACUGAUAUAGAGGAGAUACAGAUAAGUCCUGUUGUCUGUGAUCCAAGGAUGUUACAUUCAUCUGGCAUGUUUUUCAUAUCUUAAAAUGUCACAUUGUAAAAAGAACAGGACGUCGCGGAUUAUAUUUUACAAAGAUUUGCCUUAGCCAUAUGGAAAUGCUUUAAUUACUAAGCUGUGGAUAAAUAGUGCUUAUCAGUUUAUGUGAACUUUGCACAGCAAGGGAAAUGUGUUAUUUCCAUGGAUAGAAUCAUCAAGGGAAGCUGGAUUCAUAACCAUGGAUAAAACAGUCAAGCAAUUUCCUUAAUAACACCAUUGGGGGAGAAAAACAUACAUCUAUGUGCUUAUGCACCAAGUCAAGGUUUAAAAAAUGUCAUCCCAAUUACAUUCUUUUUGAUGGAACAAAGGAAUUAUAACCAGCAUUGAUUUAUCACUCAGAAUGUCCAGCUCCUUCAAUGAGAUCUGGUCCAGAAUAUAUGUACCCAUUAUUAAACUUGCAUCUGUAAUAUAAAGAAUGAAAGAUAUGCAUCACUUGUACCUUCCAUAUAGGCUUCAAAGACCAGCUACCCCAACUUAGAUGUUCCUUUGUGUCUGCUGAAAUGGAAGCUAGGGAGGAAUGAACUGCAAUGCUCUUCUGGAAGUCCUCUUAUGAAGUGUGAUCCAAUGCCUUUCUAUCCAAUGAGGUGUUGGUUGCUGUCAACCUGCUCAGUGGUGCUGAAAUUUGGAUGAUGUCUAGCAGGAGAACUAAAGGCUGCUGCUGCUUGUUACCAUUUAAUGAAGACAAUGGUCGUUUUCUGCUAUUAGCCAUCUUCAUUGUAGUUUACCUCAUUGCUGGAGCUACUGUUUUUUCAACCAUAGAGAGGCCCUCUGAAACACUGGCUCAUAACCGUUGGAAUAAGAUACUAAGGAACUUUAGUGAUUCAUUCAAUAUCAGCAUCCAAGAACUUCGAUCCUUCCUAAAAGAUUAUGAAGCAGCAAUGGCUGCAGGGAUUAGGGUUGAUGCCCUCAGACCAAGGUGGGACUUCACUGGAGCUUUCUACUUUGUAGGGACAGUUGUGUCAACUAUAGGUUUUGGGAUGACCACUCCAGCCACUGUCACCGGGAAAGUAUUUCUCAUCUUUUAUGGCCUCUUUGGAUGUGCUGGAACCAUACUGUUUUUCAACCUUUUCUUGGAAAGGAUAAUAUCACUUCUGGCUUUUGUAAUGAAAUCUUGCCAUGAAAGGCAACUGAGGAGAAACGGACUUCUGCCACCCACCGUUCGAAGAGGAUCAUCCGUGUCAGAGGUGGACAGUCUUGUUGGAUGGAAGCCCUCGGUGUAUCACGUUAUGCUGAUCCUGGGCAUAUUUGCCAUAACCCUUUCUUGUUGUGCAUCAGCCAUGUACACACCUGUAGAAGGAUGGAACUACAUUGAUUCCUUAUAUUAUUGCUUUGUCACUUUUAGCACCAUUGGCUUUGGAGAUUUGGUAAGCAGCCAAAAUGCAGAGUACCAAUAUCAGGGAUUAUACAGGUUUGGAAAUUUCAUGUUUAUAUUUUUGGGAGUAUGUUGCAUUUACUCUCUUUUUAACGUCAUAUCGAUUGUAAUCAAGCAAGUUUUAAACUGGCUUUUAAAAAAAUGUAGGUACAGAUGCUGCUAUAAGUGCCAUAAAUCAAAUGCCCGUCUUGGGCGCCGCAAUGCUAUUACUCCAGGAGCUCGGUUCCGCAGGAAUCCCCUGUCUGUUGACACAGAAAAUUUUGACAGCGACACAGAGGGCAGGAGACUUUCUGGUGAGAUGAUCUCCAUGAGAGACCUUACAGCAUCAAAUAAAGUAUCUCUUGCCAUUCUGCAGAAACAGUUAUCUGAAACAGCCAAUGGCUACCCCAGAACUGUGUGCAUGACUACCAGGCAAAAUGGAUUCUCAGGAGGGGUCGGAGCACUAGCCAUCAUGAACAAUAGGUUGGCAGAAACAAGUGAUUCUAGGUAUUCAAGCAGCAAGAACCAGUGCUUUGGACUUCCAACCACACGAAACUGAAUGCAUUUUUUUUUUACUUUUUUGACUUUUUAUUUAUACUAAUGAUGUCAUUAAAUCAAACAAAAAAGUUGACAAAUAUUCGCAUUGAUGCGGUC